AUGGAGCUCAUCUUUUUCCUCAGUCUGUUCCUUAUCUUCUCUAUCAUAUUAAUAAAAAUGCUCUCAAAACCCAUACGUAAGAACUCAAGAUUGAAGCUUCCCCCUGGUCCUAAGCCACUUCCUAUCAUAGGAAACAUACAUCAACUUUUUGGAUCACAACUCCAUCUCAUGCUCAGAGACUUGGCAGGAAGAUAUGGACCAUUAAUGCAUCUAAAGCUUGGUGAAAUUUCAACCAUCAUUGUAACUUCACCAGAAAUGGCAAAAGAGAUCUACAAAACCAAUGAUAUGUUAUUUGCUUCAAGACCUAAUCAUCAUGUUGCAUUCAAUAUCAUCUCCUAUGGUUUUACAGAUCUUGACCUUGCACCAUAUGGAAAUCAUUGGAGACAGCUGCGAAAGAUAUGCACUGUUGAGCUCCUAAGUCGAAAUCGCGUCCAGGCUUUCAAAUCAAUUAGGGAAGAGGAGGUCUUCAAUCUCAUCAAAUCAAUACAUUCUCAAAAGGGAUCCAUCAUCAAUAUUAGCAAAAGCCUUUUCUCUCUCAGUUAUGGCAUCACGGGCUGCAUUGCAUUUGGGAAAAAAGAUAGAAAUACAGAAAAAUACAUCCAACUGACAGAGGAAAUAAGUAAGUUGACAUCAGGCUUCAGCUUAGCUGACAUGUAUCCUUCUGUGAAACUGCUUCAAGUUUUGAGCAUCACGAGGUAUAAGACGGAGAUUGUGCACAAACAGGUUGAUGAAAUAGUCGAAAACAUUCUCAAAGAUCAUAAAGAGAAAUUAUUGAAAGAGGCAAAUCAGGCAAGUACAGAAGAAACGAAGGAGACUAUUGUUGAUGUUCUUCUCAAAAUUCAGAAACGUGGAGACUUUGAUCCUGAACUUACUGACACAAUCAUCAAAGCAGUUAUCUUUGAUAUUUUCACCGCCGGGAGUGAGACAUGGUCAACGACUAUGGAAUGGGCAAUUUCUGAGAUAAUUAGGAAUCCAGUAGUAAUGAAAAGGGCACAAGAUGAAGUAAGAAAUGUCUUUGAUGAAAAAGGAAAUGUUGAUGAAUCGAGCCUUCACGAGUUGAAAUACUUGGGUGCAAUCAUUAAAGAAACCUUAAGAAUACAUCCUAGCGUUCCCUUGUUGCUUCCAAGAGAAUGUAGUGAACAAUGUGAAAUUAAUGGUUACCAAAUACCAGCUAAGUCAAGAGUUCUUGUUAAUGCUUGGGCAAUUGGAAGGGAUCCCAUGUACUGGGUUGAUGCUGAGAAAUUUAAUCCAGACAGAUUUCUUGAUUCUGAAGUGGAUUAUAAGGGGAAUAAUUAUGAAUAUAUCCCAUUUGGUUCUGGACGAAGGAUAUGCCCAGGUAUAUCAUAUGCACAAGCAAAUAUUGAGCUUCUCCUUGCACAACUGUUGUUCCAUUUUGAUUGGAAGCUCCCUGGUGAGUUGAAACACGAUCAGCUGGACAUGACUGAGAACUUUGGCUUGUCAAUGAGGCGAAAAAAUGAUCUGCACUUGAUUCUUGAUCCAUAUCAUUGUUCUGGUCUUAACAAGAACUACUAG
Molecule: messenger RNA, 1533 nt
Organism: Coffea eugenioides
Lineage: Eukaryota; Viridiplantae; Streptophyta; Magnoliopsida; Gentianales; Rubiaceae
Product: tabersonine 16-hydroxylase 2-like
Exons: 2
Coding region: 1-1533 (510 amino acids)
Molecular function (GO): heme binding; oxidoreductase activity, acting on paired donors, with incorporation or reduction of molecular oxygen; iron ion binding
Source: RefSeq, a predicted model, not a curated record